UCAGUCAAACUCCCCGAUUCGGGCCUCUACUCAGGUCUAUCCUCUUUGUUGUGUACUGUCAGAUGAGGUGAAAAUGGCCUCCAGUGUAUUGCGUUAUUGUUUGUGUGCUGAGAAAAUGGGCACACGAUUGUUGUUAACAAAAUCUAUUCAGCAGCUGCAGAAUCCCCAAAAAAAAUUGUCAGUUGGCACUGGAAAAUAUGCCGAGAAACGAGAGAUAGUGACUUACGAUUUGGACGUGGUGAACAUAUCUCCAGAAGAGAUUGAACGCCAACGUACCACGAGAGGUCUUAUUGAGGUCAGUGAUAAAGAGGAUAUAUCGAUAGUUUCCGGUGUACCUGAGGAGCACAUAAAAACUAGGACUGUUCGUAUUUAUCAGCCAGCAAAGAAUGCCAUGCAGUCUGGAACCAAUAACAUCAAUUUUUGGCAAAUUGAUUUCGAUACACGAGAACGCUGGGAGAAUCAUUUGAUGGGUUGGAGCUCAACAGGUGAUCCACUGUCAAAUCUCAAAUGCGAAUUCCAAACAAAAGAAGAAGCCAUCGAACACUGUGAGAAAAUGAGAUGGAAGUGGUUUGUGCAAAAACCGAAUUAUUCAGCCCCAAAGCCUCGCUCCUAUGGUGCUAAUUUCGCCUGGAACAAACGUACCAGAGUAUCCACCAAAUAAUUUAUGUCAAAGGUAACUUCUAAAUAACAUCUCUAAUCCUGUACGGUAGUAAAAAUGUACGGAAAAUGCUGAAAUUCAGAUGAAAAUAAUACCAUGUACAAAGAUUAACUGGUUGUUCAAAUAAAGAUAAAAUUUCAGUUGAA
Molecule: messenger RNA, 804 nt
Organism: Diachasma alloeum
Lineage: Eukaryota; Metazoa; Arthropoda; Insecta; Hymenoptera; Braconidae
Gene: ND-18
Product: NADH dehydrogenase [ubiquinone] iron-sulfur protein 4, mitochondrial
Exons: 3
Coding region: 74-661 (195 amino acids)
Biological process (GO): electron transport chain
Source: RefSeq, a predicted model, not a curated record